Hippoglossus stenolepis (Pacific halibut) is the source of this 6341-nucleotide messenger RNA. It is a transcript of the gene nectin1b, whose product is annotated as nectin cell adhesion molecule 1b. NCBI's taxonomy places the organism in Eukaryota, Metazoa, Chordata, Actinopteri, Pleuronectiformes, Pleuronectidae. Bases 949 to 2448 code for a protein of 499 amino acids. The transcript is spliced from 6 exons. Gene Ontology annotation, cellular component: adherens junction. Gene Ontology annotation, biological process: heterophilic cell-cell adhesion; protein localization to cell junction; homophilic cell-cell adhesion. The record is from RefSeq and is a predicted model, not a curated record.
GCUUCUAUCCCCGGCCAUGCUUUUCUGUUUUUUUAUUUUUUUUUAUUUUGCAGAACAAUCCAGGCUCCUCCCUUUGCACAACGUCACCCGAUCCCGAUCUCUCCCAAAGCGAUAGUCGGCAGGCAGCAGCUCAGUGUGGAGGCAGAGCAGCGGGGCAGUGCGCAACGCGGGGUGAAGCCAACACUGUGCGGUCCAUCCAAGAGGAAGAAGGAGACAGAAGAAGGUGAUAAUAAAAAGACCCGGGGGGACGCAUCCCACCAUUUAUUUCCCUCCUUUGAGUUACAGCAACUUCACCGGGCCUGGGGUGUCCAGCUGUGUCCGGCUGCAGCCUUUGGAAGAACCGGGGGGAACUUAAAGGGAACUACGGGAGGAGCGGUGCCAGGGGGAAGAAGAGAAACCGGCGACAUUUCAACCCCCCCACACACACACACCCCGCCUGGAGGAACUCCCCAAGUGUUGGAAACUUCCCGGAGCGGCAUCGAUCGAGGACCUCCCGCCCACUUUUUUUUUUACCCCUGCUCCACAGCUCUGGAAGAGGGGGGGAAAGAGAGAGAGAGAGAGAGAGAGUUGUGCAGCCCGCUGCGGUGGAUGGAGCAACAAAGGCUGGAUGGUUUAAACUAAGACGCAGAGACCCCAGCUCUUCCUCGUCGCCUCUGCACGGAUCUCACUGCCUCGGACCACUUUUAUUUUUUUUGGGAGGGGGGGCGUUACAAACUCUCCAUCAGCAGCCGCAAGACGCAACACAAAUUUGAUGCUUUGGCACCGUGACGCGCGCCAGAGAUCCUCGAGUUUUGCGAAAGCUUGCCGCUGCUGCCGCUGCUCACUGGGAGUGUAGUGGACUCGCUGGGAAGCCGAAGUGGGAUUUGCAGAAGUUGCAUGCUCGGUCUUUGUCGUCUGGAGUGAGCCCCUACAUCCAACCCGAGAAGAACCCCGGACAGCUGAGGUGCCAUGGCGAUGUGUGCGGGGGUAUGGAUGCUCCUGCUGGCGCUGCGCAUUCACGCUGGCAAUGGCCAGAUGGUACAGAUGGACUCCACUAAGUCCGGCUUCGUGGGUUCACAAGUGGAGCUGCGCUGCAUCUUCAGCAACAGCAACCCGCCGGUCAAGAUCUCUCAGGUCACCUGGCAGAAGCUCCUCAACGGCACCAAGCAGAACGUGGCCAUAGCCAACCCGGCGCUCGGCGUGUCCGUCCUGCCGCCCUUCAAGGAGCGGGUCAGCUUCAAGCAGGCCGCGGUGCGUCAUCGCACGCCCUCGCUGGAGGACACCACCAUCGUGUUCUCCAACCUGCAGCUGUCUGACGAAGCUGCCUACAUCUGCGAGUACACCACGUUUCCUGCGGGCAACCGGGAGAACAUGGUCAACCUCACCGUCUUUGCUCGGCCCAUGACGCGUAUGACCUUGACGACGCCCACCAUCGUUGCCAGGGCUCAGAAACGCAAGAUGACCGUCGCCACCUGCCUGUCAGCCAAUGGCAAGCCCCAGAGCGUGAUCAAAUGGGACACCAGGUUGAAGGGCGAGGCCACUUUCCAGGAGACCCGCAACGCAAACGGGACGGUGACGGUACGGAGCAACUACGUGGUGGUGCCGAGCCGCGAGACCCACAAACAGAAGCUCACGUGCAUCGUGACGUAUCGAAAUGAGAGGAUCACAGACAGCGUGGUGCUCAACGUGCAGUAUGAACCUGAGGUGAAGAUCGAGGGCUUCGAUGGAAACUGGUACUUGAACCGUCAGAACGUCCGGCUGACCUGCCGAGCCGACGCCAACCCCCCUGUCACCAUCUACCAGUGGAAACUAUUGAACGGCUCCCUGCCCGCUAACGUGGAGAUCAAGAACAACACCCUGUUCUUCAAGGGCCUGGUGACCUACGAAGUGGCCGGCACGUACGUCUGUGACGCCACCAACGGCAUCGGGACCCGCACCGGCAUCGUGGACGUCAACAUCACAGAAUUCCCUAUCAACCCGACACCUGGGGGCCGUGAGAUCACGCCGGAGCAGCACAAUGCAGGUGCCGCCAUCGGGGGCGCUGUGGGGGGCGUCGCCCUAUUGGGGGUGGCGGCCAUACUACUCUUCGUAUUCCUGCGCCGCCGCCAGCGCACCUUCAAGGGAGACUACAGCACCAAGAAACAUGUGUUCGGAAACGGCUACAGCAAGGCCGGCGGCCUGCCCGCUCACCCGCCCAUCCCCAAGAAUCUGCAGUACCCGGAUGACUCGGACGACGAGAAGAAACCCGCCCAGAUCGGCGGCCCUGGAGGUUUUGAGGCAAGCGAGCGCGAUUUUGAAGCCGAGGCAGAGGACCUGAAGAGGCCAUAUUUCACUGUGGACGAGGGGGAGAGCCGAGAUUAUGACGAGCGGACUCUGGCUUUCCAGUAUGACCCUGAACCUGAGAUAGCCGACGAUAUGGUCUCUCAAACCGACGGCUCGGUCAUUUCUAAGAAAGAGUGGUAUGUGUAGGGGCAUGAAACAACCAAACCAAACAACCCUUUGUCCCCCACCUGCAUUCCACUGCACCCUUCACCUCCAUCACAACCCCCGCCCUCCCAUUCGUCAAACCGCACCCAUCCCAGUCCUCCUACUCCUCACUCGGUCAACCUAGUACUCCCUUCCCCACCCUGACUCCUCACAUCAGACCCCAUUCGACUAAUCUCAACUAGAAAAAUCAAGCGUCAGUUCAAAGUGCUCGCCACGUCAACUUUCUCAGCACGACAACAUUUGGUAUCAGUUCCAUCAGGUGAACGGGCAGAGAUUAAAAACUAAAGGUAUGUAAAGAGGACUCGUUGUCGCCGACCCACGAGGUCGGGGGAAGGUCAUUGGUUGAAUCAAACUGGUGUGUUAUUCUUUUUGUGUACUUUUCCAUGUUAUAGAUGUAUUAAAUGUAUAAAAUGAGACUGCAGGUUGAGGUUUUGCUGAGCACAUUUGUGAAAGUCCUACACUGGAUGUACGAUUUGAUUUGGGUUGUUUCUUUUUCUAUUACCAUUGCCUUUUUUGAUGUUUUUUAAUGUCUUUUUGUAUGAUUUCUAAAGUGACCCGAGAACUGAGAGUCAAAUGUCUGACAUGAUUACAGGUGGAGUUCUAAGUGUUUGUAAUUUUGUGGUCGGUUACGGUUCAGAGAAAGGAAAGAAAAGAAAAAAAAAUCGAUGCCAUACAGCACCUGUGUCAUUUCCUGUGUUCGUCACUGGGGUCAGCGUCCAUGGAAUUAUUAACUUUUGUACAUUUACAGCAUUAAAAAGCAGACAUGUUAUUGCUGUAUUCCAAAGACAUGCUUAGUAUCUCUUGACCCCUCUGUGUUUAUAUGCUUGAUCUGUCUCUUUAACCGAGAGGGAGUCAGUCUACUGAGCCGUAUUGACAAUGCAGUAACAGAUAAAUACUGAGUGUUUUCACUUUUCAAUCAUGUCGAACUAAGCCCCACAUCAGUGAAUCAGAAUAGCAGCAGGAGAGCGAGAGAGAGAGAGAGAGAGAGAGAGAGAGAGAGAGAGAGAGAGAGAGAGAGAAGGGCUGCAAUCCUACCACACACAGCAAUUACUGCGUUGCGAUCACGUCCGGGGGGUUUGGUAAGUCUCACGGUGAAAACCUUCGAUAGUGCUCUGAAAUGUCAUGAUUGUCACUUGACUUGAACAGGUUGACCUGUGGACGCCCGCUCGAAAAAUCUCGCCACUAUAAUGAAAUGUCUGUUUUCUCUGUGUGUGUGUGUGUGUGUGUGGAGUUCUCAUAAUUAUGUUUGGUUCUAGCCCUUUUUUUUUUUUUUUUUAUCAAACGGAAAAUGAGAAAAGCGUCUGGGGAAUUUCCCCCAAUAAUGACUUUGUCUCUCCUUAUAAUUGUGUGACUUUGUACUUGAUGAAUUGGCUUAAGCCUCCGCCGCUCGCACCAACAGCGUUUUCUCUCUGAGGAGUCGUCCAUGGACACACAAAAAAAAAAGGACACGGAAAAAAUGUUAGCUGAUGCUUUUAUUUACUUGUCUGCGGAGGAGAUAUCUUAACGUUUUUAAAGGGAAUUCAAAACACGACGGUGACCAUGCUGGAGUAUAAUCAGUCACCUGCUGCUUUCAUGACGUUUUUUGAUCCAUCUCCUUUUUUUUCUUUUCCUCCGUAAAAAAAACACGUUUCAGAAGCUGUUUGGGAGAUUUUAGAGGAAUGAUUAGUUGUCUUAACCUGAAUAUUGGCUUCUGAAUCCGCCAAUAGUGAAACAGUGACCUUGUCUGGAGGCAUUAUAUCUAUAUAUCUAUAUCUAUAUCUAUAUAUAUAUAUAUAUCAAGUGCCAGUGGAUGCUAGCAUAGGAAAUGUCUCCUCAGCGUUGAGGUUCAUUUCACAAUCGGCAAAAAAAUAAAAAAGAAAGUUCAAUGUGAAAUAUUGGGUAAAAUAGAAGCAAAUGGGGUAAAUCUGUGGAUAUGAGCAACAUAUCUGAACAAUAUAAAUACUGUAUUAUUUUAUGCAUGUUUUUUUUGUGUGGGAGUGGAAGUGCGUAUGUUGCUAUUUUUCUUUUUCUGUAUCAAUUCCAGUGUGUUUGUCCUCAUUUGCAGCUCAAAAGACGGCACUUUGUCAGUGUUGUCAGUAUUCACAGAGGUAUGAGUUAAUAGGCACACAGCACCCAGCAACAGUACUGCGGAUAACACACAAAAAAUUCAAGGAUAAAGUAUAUAUAUAUAUAUAUCUAUAUAUUUAUAGAUAUAUAUAUGAAAAAAUAACAUCUCCAUUAGAGCAGAUCUCUGUCAGCUGGAGAUGUGAAUGUUUUCCAGUCCAUGCUUGUCGACCGUAUGUUUUUAGAUGAGCAUGUUAAUCACGAGCCUCAAACUUUAUUGUAUUUUCAACACAAAUUAACAUUAAGUGGGAAACAUCGUGUUUUUUAUCACAAGUUCACUUCUACAGUUUUUUUUUGUUUGUUUGUUUGUUUGUUUGUUUGUUUGUUUAAUGCAUCCACGACAGUCGGGGAGCGAAUACACACGAGCUUCGCCACAGAACGCUCCAGAGGAGGGAAGCUAAUCGACAGUCGCGGGGUUCUACUUUCAACGUGCAAAGCAAAUUGCAGUUUUAUAGCCUGUAGUUUAUUAAUCACCUGCAGAUAAACUGUUUUGCUGUAACUCACUUCACUUCCAUGUGCUUUGCAUCACAACAGAACACAAAGAUAGCCUAUAUGAGAAGCACGUUUUUUUUUAAUCUUUUAUUCUUGCAUUCAGUGCCUAUCGAACUUAGUAGACAUGAGGGUAGUGUGAACAGUUGCCGCUCCGUUAUUAUUAGCAUAUAAGUUAUUCAUGCGCAGAAUAACAUGAUAAAUAAAACUGAAAUAUGACAUGGACUGCAAACCUCUUAAAAUCAGACGAUAUAUAUAUAUAUAUAUAUAUAUUUUAGCUUGCAGUGAAUUUCAGUUUAUAUAGUGGCUGUCGGCUCCAGCAUGAUAACUUCCAACGCGUCUUAAAUCAAGUGAUCUCUUCAAAAGCUGCCUUCAUCACCAUGUUCACGUGGAAUGACGGCUAAAUGGUCAUACAGCACUUUUUUUUUUAAAAAAGCCCUAAAGAGAUCGGACUUUUCGCAACAUUGCUGAUUAUUCUAAGCACAAAACAAUUGAAGCGAAUCCAGUGAGAAGACAUGUAAAGUUACUUGUAAAUUUAAAUGACUAAAAACUUUAAAACGAAAAAAAGGAAAUGUAUCUUCGGCCCGAUUCAAAUAUAAAACUCUAUUUCCUGUUCAUCAAAGCACAAGCUUACGGUUUCUUCAUCUCCCUGCAACCCCGUAAAGAAACCACUGCCACGCUCGCUCGCCAGACAUGUUGGAACGGAGAAUUUGCGUUAACGUACCGGUAGAUGUAAACAUCGUCUUCAUGUUGUCGGGGUGUUAUGAAUUUCUAUUUUGUAAUACUGCCUGUAACUCCAUUCCAUCCUAAUCUACUUUUUUGUAUUCAGUAUGUUCAACAUUCCACUGUAAAUACUGUACAUAAGGUCGAGAUAGUCGGGAUUUAUUUAGGGACAAACGCGCGUAGGGACCCCGUUCAUGUAAAAUACACAUAUUUUGACCGCGAACACGGAGACUCGUUGAUGGAUAGAUGAAGCGGACACAUACAGUGCGUAGCUUAUUUCCAAAGUCCCACCUGAAACUGCUCCUCCAGUAACGUUUUUAAUAUGCCACUAGCGGCUUCACUGUCAUACCAAGGGGGAGGGGGUGACGCAUACAGUCUGUUGAUUUAAUGUUAUUGAAAGAAAAAUGAAAAGAGAGGAAAUUGUCUGUAUGCAGCCAUGUGAAUGUAUAUUUCUGAGGGUGUUACAAAUAUGAAAAAAAAAAAAAAUCUCUUGUUCAAUUGUGAUGACCCAGUGAAGUAACUUGUAUUUGUUUUAAGCAUUAAAUGAGUUCAAUAGUCAA